GUCAAGCAUGGAAAUGACACAGACUGAACAGGUAACAAACUAUGCAAGAUGUCGGACAACGAGGUGAAGAUACCACAACUGUACAGGCUGGUGUAUUCGGGGGGCUAGAAUAACACAGUCAUGCAUGUUAUGGUCCGAUGGUUUUGGCUGUUUUGCCUCAUCAUUCCUCCAUUACCUGGCCGAGGAGAACAGCCAGAUAUUUCAAUACAUCUCUGUAAGAUACCGUUGUUGAGGUCAAGCUGGUCAUUGUGCUGUGCCACAAAAGACAUUCACUCUGCGACCGUCACUUUUUUCCACCAAUCCCCACAGAAUACAAAGUUGACAGAUGUAGCUAUUGUAAAGCAUACAUGUGAUACAACUCCUGAUCAAAGUGACUACAACGUGACUUGUAUUCCAAAGGUUAAUGGUCACCGUGACCUCAUUUUGACAAUACUUUACCCAAAUUUAGAACAGGAUAUUGGAACAUGGGGAUGCAGAUAUUAUGGAAAGACAUCAAUGUUGGUGAUCCACAAGACUCAAGUCUUGUUCAAAGAUGGAGGAGUUAUGCUAGGAAACAAAUCGGAAAAUGCUAAACUGGAUUUUAUGAUAAAGGAAUUUGAUACAGAGGAAAACAUUACUAUUUAUAACCCAGAAGGAUCUCCCAUAGCAACCAUCUCAUCAGGGUUUAUCAAUACCAACCCAGACGUCGUUGUAACAUUUGAUUCACUGACAAGAGUUGUCUCCCUUUUGUUAGUAAAUAUAACUUCAUCAGAAAACGGAACUUAUGUCUGCGAAGUACAGUCAUCGUUUAACAGAUAUGGACUUACUCUUAUUGUUCUUGAAAAAUUGGAUGAGCCAAAAAUAACUCCAUCAGAUGUAACCUUUGACCCCACAUCUAAAAAAGUGAAGUAUGGUACUUUGACCUGUACUGCUGUGAGGAGAUCGGCAGGUCCGUAUUACUACACUCCUCAGAUUAGUAUUCAUUGGAUCUAUCCACAACUUGAUGUCGGUUACAACAUAUCGGUCAAUGACAGUGUGCUGACCAUCACUGGGGUCAGUUGUAUUGUCAAUAGGUCACAGCCAAUCUUCUGUGAGGCACAGGAAGUGGGCGGCCAGGAAGUGGGCGGCCCAAUGUCUGACCGGACACAUUUCUAUCCCCACAACCUUUGUACAUGGCAUCCAAUCACAACAUUACCUCCAUCAGUCGUACAAGAUGGCGACAAGAACGACAGUGAUCGCUCGCUACUCAUUUCCAUCGGCGUCAUUGGACUCAUUGGAUUUGCACUGUUUGGAGUGAUGUUCUGUGCUGGGAAGAAGAAUGUGGGCCAUUGCUGCAGCUUUUGUUUUAGGAAGAUUUGUUGGUGCUGUGGCCGUACCAUCUGUCGCAAGUGUAACAAGUUUGAUGACGAUGAGUUUUACUCUGACUACAUCAGUAACAUGACUCGAGAUGGAGAUGAUCCGUACUUUACAAUGUCACGAGACAGGGGAAGUAACUGGCGGGAUCUGCUCAAUGUGUACUCUCCGGGAAGUGACGUGCCUGUCCCGCUACCUCCAGCACUGAGGGAAAGCCAAAAUACAGAUGAGAAUGAGAAUGAAGAAGGCAAUCACAGCGUACCAGUUGUUGCGGCCAGUGAUGGUGCUGUGACAGGAGCAGAGGGAGUUGAUCGCAGCGUACUCAUCAAGGAGGUAGAACAUGGUCUGAAGGAGCUUCGAAAGACACUACACAAUGCCCAGACACAGGUCCAGGUGAGCCGGGAAAAUCUUGUACAGAACCUCUUUGACAUCUACACAGACCCAAUGAUUGUCGACUCUUACCUUCAUGUAAAGAUGGUCGACGAGCAGGGUUCAGAUUGGGGAGGAGUGAGUCGCGACUGUUUUACCUCAUUCUGGAAUGAAGUAUCAGAAAACUUUUUCCGUGGAAAUUCCGUUCUGAUUCCGUAUCUCCCACCACAUAGACUCGAGGAAGAAUAUAAAUUCCGUUUACUGGGACGUAUACUUGCUCACAGCACAGCCAUACUGGGAUACAUACCAGUACCGCUGUGUAAGUCAGUUGUCAUGGUAACCAUACUGGACACGACCACUAUUGAUGAGAGCACUCUUGUCGAGGAUUUCCUAUUAUUCCUGGACCAGGAUGAUGCCAGGAUGGUUCGGACAGCUCUUACUGAUUUUGAGUCCCUGUCAGACGAGGAUAGAGACAGUCUCCAAGACUUGUUUACGAGAUUUGAUAUGGGAUGCUUGAUACAAGAAUCUACAUUCCGAGAACAUUUUCUAAAAAUGGCGAGAAGUGAACUGUGUUUAAAACCACGGUCUUUGUGCGAACUGAUACGAGAAGGAAUUCCGGAAAUCCAUUACGAAAGGUUUUGGAGUCAGCUGACCAUAGACCAUCUGCAGAUCCUGAAUGAUCGGCUCAAACCCACUGCAGAAAAAAUUAUUGCAUGUCUACGUCCCGAUGAAUCUGAACUGAAUUCUCGAACCGAGAAAGUCUAUGGAUAUUUCGUAGAUCUUAUCUCGAAUCUGAUACAAGAUGACUUGGAGACAUUGCUUCAGUUUAUCACAGGCCAAGCAUGUGUGCCGCGUCGCAGUAUAACAGUAAACUUUUCAGACCUCUCCGGUAUCGAGAGACGUCCCAUAGCACAUACAUGUAGUUUCUCAAUAGAACUUCCCAGCACAUAUGAAUCUUACGAGGAAUUUGAAACCGAGUUUGGAUUAUUUCUCAAAUCAGACAUUAUCAGAUUUGACAUUCAGUGAAGCAGAGGCCUUACAUAUACUUGCACUGACCGUGUUAACAGUGGUGUCAAAUCGAUCAAAAUUCAUCUCUUUAUAUCAUGUCAUCCUCAAUCUCAUUUGUGUUCUUGAUACUUCAGGAGUAAGUUUACUUUAGCUUUUCACUCUCGAUACUCCAGUUUUUUUUUUUUUUUUUUAACAUUACACCUUGAGUAUUGAUUGCAAAGUGAACGUAACCCCGGAGUAUUGAUUGUGAAAGUGAACGUAACCCCGGAGUAUUGAUUGUGAAAGUGAACGUAACCCCGGAGUAUUGAUUGUGAAAGUGAACGUAACCCUGGAGUAUUGAUUGCAAAGUGAACGUAACCCCGGAGUAUUGAUUGCAAAGUGAACGUAACCCCGGAGUAUUGAUUGCGAAAGUGAAUGUAACUCCUGGAGUAUGGCUAGCGUAUGUGAACGUAACCCCUUGAGUAUUGAUAGCGAAAGUGAACAUAACCCCUUAAGUAUUGAUGUCGAAAGUGAAAGUAACCCCGGAGUAUCGAGGUUAUCAUUUGUAUCAUUGACAAUAAUCAACCAUUCCGUAGUACUGAUCACAAUAGAUAGAAGAGUAUAUUUUGUAUUACACUAAAUCUCUGGAUAAAAUGUUCUCCGUCUGCAUAUUAAUAUGAUGGCGACGUUACCGUAUUUAUCCUGUAAAAAAAGCCCAGGGAGGACAGGAGGGAUGGGAAGGCAACUUUUUCACUUUGACUCAAAGUUGCAAGACAGUAAAUAUAAUUUAUUUGCAUUUUUCAUUGAACUGCAAUAGACUUUGGUCACCUUAUUUAGAUGUUUAUUACAAAUCAUGGGCUGAUUGUAGGAUAUAUAUGGUACAAACAUUAUGCAUGAACUUUGACCCCUGAGUUACCCAUUUUUUGUGUAUUUUAUUCUUUAAUUAGUUGCUUUAUUAUUUGUAUACUGCCAGAUUCAAAAUGUAUCGGUGUAUAGAUUGUGUUUCCUUGGGUCAGACCAGACGUUAGACAUUUUGAAGGACGUCUGCCUAUAGUGUGGGGACAAGACACCUGUCUGUCAAAUGUCUGCACAUGCCAUAGCAUCAAAUUUUGGGGCCAGAUGAAAAUCAGGUUCAAAAUAUCCUUAAGUCUUGAAAAUAUGCUGUUGUUUAAAUUAUUCUACUAAAUAAUGAUACCAUGUCUAUUUUUUAAACUUAUUUUCCAUGUGCUUUCACUGCAGGUAAAGUGCAGCAUGCAUGCAUUUUGUAUUUUUAAUUAUCAUUUUAAACAAGAUGGCAAUUGUCACUCAAAGGUCAUUGUAUCUAAACAAGCAUUUUAUGGUUUUACUUCACUUACGAAAGUAAAAAAUACUACGUUUACCAUUCCAUUUCACAAAGCAUGAGAUUCAAUUGAUAAUACAAUGUACACAAUUGAAAUGUGAUCACAAAUGCUUGAUUUGUUCAUACAAUAUGGGCAUAUACAACUUGAUAAAAGCUUUACAGUUAUUUACGAAACCAGCUUAUUUCAUAAUUUUUCUGUGAGAAAUUUCUGCCUUAUUAUGAAGAUCAGCUUAUUUCAAAGGUUAGCUUAUUUUCAAGAUCAGCUUAUCAAGAUCAGCUUAUUUCAAAGGUCAGCUUAUUUUCAAGACCAGCUUAUUAUCCAGAUGCUUUUCCUACAAUGAAUCAUUGGCUUAUUUUCAAUAUGAACUUUUUUGGAUGAUCAGCUUAUUUUCAAGAUUAUUUUAAUAUCAUUUUUCUGCAAGAAAUCCCUGACUUUGAUUAUUAUCAAGAUAAUCUCAUUUUUCAAGAUAUUCUUGUUUUCAGGCACUUUUCUUACAGUGAAUCGUUGGCUUAUAUCCAAUUUGAGUUUAUCUUCAAGAUUUUUGGGUAUGACAGUGUAUAUCAUCAUUUUACUUUUGUUGAUAAAGGCCAUUGUAUAUAGGUUUUUAUGAAUUUCAAUUUGACAGGGUCCAGGUGCAUGCUGUGAUUUAUACAGGUAAAAUAUUAUUUUAUAGAAAAUAUAAUUAUAACAAAAUGUCCCAAGAAAUAAUAUAGAGGUUAUAAUUUUCAUGAUGACUAUUGGUUUUGGUUUUUGUUGUUGUUAUUUUCCCCUUUUUUUUCUUUUUUGAAGGUUUGAAUAAAUCACAAGAUAUUUUGAAAUAAAACCAGUAAAAAUUGUCCAUUUCAUAAUUUCCUCAGAAAGUAUAUCCCUUUUGUAAAACAGUAAAAUUUUGAUCCACCGAAAAAAAAACAAAAAAACAAAAACAGACUAAAUAUAUCGGACAGUAUCUACAAGUAACAUGCUGUCAUCAAUGAUUACGUUUUAUUAUUAUAUAUACCUAUGUCAUGUAUUACAGCUAUAAAAUUAUGUAGUAUAACUUACUGUGACGUCAUAAAAUGAGGCUAGUUUUAACUUGACGUCAUGAAUGCAAUAACAUAUUCCAAACACCUAUAUAGCAUAAUGAUGGUUCAUGACUUCAUGAACAUCUGAAGAUACUGUGAUAUGGGUCACAUUCUGAUGACCUCCAUUCUGAUGAAUAGUCAUUAACUAUUGACCAGAAAGAUUUGAGAUUUUGAAAAACAUUAGGUGUUGUAACAAAGGCGGCAUUAUUUAAGGAGGAAAUGGAACCAUGAAAGGAUGGUUUUAAACAGACUGGUAUAAUUUAAGACUUCAAGCAUUUAUUGGGAUAUCACAAUUUUUUGCAAUAUGUUUGAAAUAUGUUUUAAAUGGAUUAUUUUGUUUCUUUUUAUCAGAAGAUAAAUAGAUCUUGUUUCAAAUACUGCAGAUCUAUCAUAUUUGUUUUUGUUUUUGUUUGGUUCUUGAUGCAUCAUAUUAAAUUAUAAUUGCACUAGUGAAGUUUUUUGUAUACUGUUACUAUAGCAAUGUAUUCUGUAAAAUAUGAGUGCAUUAAUAUAGGUAUCUUAACAGAAUUAUAUUUCACUUAAAAGGCUUUUGUUUAAAAUAAAUAAAAAGCAAACUCAUGCAAGGUCCUAUACCGGUAUAUAUUUUUGUAUACAUUUACAUAACCUUACAUAUUCCGUACUGAACCCAGGUGUGUAUCUAAAAUACAGAUAUCUCUAUUUUAAGUACAUAUAUAUCUAAUUAUUGAAUAAAUAGAUAUCUGAGUAGAAAAUAGAGAUAUCUAUCUAAAGCCCCUUACUCCCAAGGAAAUAUACUGUAAACUGAAUUUUUCGCGGGUGGGGAUAAUUUCGCGAUUUGAAUAUGUAAACUAUACGCUUGGAGGUAAUUUUCGCGAUUAAUCCUCUUUCGCUUGUAGAUCAAGAUUAUCCGAAUUGAUAUCAAAAUAAUAUGCGUUGGGGAAAUUUUCCCGAACAAAGUGAGUCUGUGUAAUCAGUGUAAAAUUCCCCCUCACGUCAAUUUCAAAGUUUACAGUAUAUAAAUGUUUACAUUUUGACCUCUCUACAGUUUUCAGACUUGAUAUAUACCUCACAAAACCUUUAGUAAUAGGUCAAAUGAGAGCAUUCAUAUACUGCUAGAUAAGGUAGCUGGGCUCAUUCCAGGCAUUGCCUGUUUUAUUUAUCUUGACAUAAACUUAGUUAAAAUAGUCUUUGUAAGUAAACAUUUAAAUCAAACUGCAGUAGACAUAGGCAUGCUAAUUACCUGACAUGGGUUUAUUACAGGAUAUAUAUGAGGUACAGUUGUUUAAUGUCAUGUGUUGGUGUCAUCAUAAUUUCCAUCAGUAAUUGAUUUUGUGUUAUGUUACAUAAGAUAACUAUCAUACUGCAAAAUGCAAAUUACAACAAAGUAAUAAAUUAGCUUAGCUUGUAACAAGCAUUUUCAUUGGCUAAAAAUUUGUUAUCAGCUCAUAACACAAAAAAAUGAUUUAACCAUUUGUAACGCCACAGAGGCAUGAUGAUUUUUAAGAGAAAAGAGUUCCUUAAUAGAAGAUUUGUUUAGAUAGAUUAAAUUAUAAGGAUUAUUUUGAUUUUUUUUUUUUUUUAUGUUUUGGAGUUAUAUCACAAAAAAUGGAGUGUGUUUUCAUCAUAAAUUUAACACUUCUGAGGGACCACAGGGUCUUGACACAAUUCCUAACUCCACUGUCCAUAUAUGAAUAUUAUAUCAAUUAGGUUUGGAAAUCAUGCCAAUCCCUGUGCUAGGAACAAAGAUUUUUUGUCCUUGUCAUGAAAAACCAUAUUAGAAUUGUUUUAUUACAUAAUUAUAAAUAAGAUGAAAACCACUAUUCAAAUUGAACAAAUUUACUCUUUUGUAAUUUUCCGGGUACUUGCACGAACAAAUUAAUGAUGAUGAAUUUGACAACAAUGUCGCAUAUGGAAGAUCCAGCAAACAAACAAACAAACCUGAACUAAGCACACCCUUUUGUGGUUUUGUAAGUGCAUGGUGGGAUUGUUAAGAUCGAUUACUGUAUAUUUAUGCUGUAAUAGGCCCAGGACACACACACAAUAUCUUUAACAUGAAGUAGGGAAGGAACUUAUUGCUAAACAAAGAAAUAACAAUUGUUAGCAUUUUGUCUGAACUUCGGUAGAUAGGGUUGGCUUAUUAGCAGGCAUGACCUUAUUGUGGGAUGAAUAUAGUAAGCUUAAUUUUAUGACAACUAGCAAUAUCUGUUUUUGAUUACGAGAUGCUCAAUAAAAGAGGACCAAUUUGUCUCCUUGCAUGUGUAUGAAUUCUGAUCACAGACGCCUGCACGCAGUUUGUAAAUAUUCAGAAAAAGAUUACUUUUUGAUAUACUAGUAGUGGGAUGAGAUUCUGUGAUUCCCCAGGGUAUUUGAUUUCACGAUUUCAAUAGGUAAACUGUGGAGGUUAUUUUGGCAAACGAUUUACCUUUUUUUCUUCUGUACAUGUCCUAUAAGUACCACAUACAAAACAAUGUGCUAAGAAAGCUUAUGCCAUGUGAAAAUGAUACAAAAGUGAUACAAAAAUGAAGCAAUAAUGUGACUGAACAUGAAA
Molecule: messenger RNA, 7616 nt
Organism: Pecten maximus
Lineage: Eukaryota; Metazoa; Mollusca; Bivalvia; Pectinida; Pectinidae
Exons: 11
Coding region: 121-2727 (868 amino acids)
Molecular function (GO): ubiquitin-protein transferase activity
Source: RefSeq, a predicted model, not a curated record